This is a messenger RNA of Drepanopeziza brunnea f. sp. 'multigermtubi' MB_m1, 1638 nucleotides long. RefSeq lists its product as uncharacterized. The record is from RefSeq and is a predicted model, not a curated record. NCBI's taxonomy places the organism in Eukaryota, Fungi, Ascomycota, Leotiomycetes, Helotiales, Drepanopezizaceae.
AUGCCAUCGCAAUCUCUACUCGUGAAGAUGAAACUCCCAGCUUCUUCGCUGCGUUCUCGGACCUCUCGCAAUCCCACUCGCAGCGCAGGCACCUCAGCACAGGAAACAACAACAACUCCCGCACAACUCCUCCUAUCGCACUUCACGCAAAGCCAACUAUCCCUCGCACUUUCAAUCGCCAAAUCCAAGACAGAAGGGCUUUCCACGGCCCCUAACAUGGCCAUGGCGACGGGUGUAGACUACAUACAGCAGCUGAAAAAGCAUGUCAAGACCGGGCAGCCUGUCCCCAGAGAGCAGCUGCGAUACGUCGAUGCGGCAGAGUUCUGGAAAGACCAGUACGACGCAAUAUACAGAGAGAAGAAGGGGCUUCAAGACAAAGUGCAAUGCUUGGAAGAGGCAAACAGGCUGCUGAGGGAGAAGCUGCGACGGCUGGAGAGUUCCAGCGAGGAAGACCGUGAUACUGUCGAAAGCUCAUCUUCGGUGGCAGAAGGGCUUCAUGGAGUAGAACGGAGCGAUGCCGGGAUAUCGAGAAAGCGCGCUGCGCCGUUUCAAGACGUUGAGGCUCGUCACGGCCAAGAAGACCAAUUUCUUUCGCUCAUUGAGAGUGACGACAGGCUCCGACUGAGUGGCUACGCUUUGCGAAUCCUGCGCCAGCGCGGUCAACUACUUGCGGCGACGCAAGAAUGCAGCACCUUAGACGAGAUCAACACUUUGACGAGGCAGAUUCUGCGGACAGCCAGCCUCCUCGAAGAAUCUCUGUCAGAUUGCUGUCUGCCACUGAAGAGCCUGCGAUUUGAUAGCCGUGGCUCGCAGACCUCCUUCUUGCUUCGGCAAGUUUUUCAUCAGAUCAACCUGUCUUUCAUCUUCUGCUUCAAUGCCGUGAACGAGCUCUUUCUCACGAUCCCAGGACGAAGCAAGAAGCCCGAGGUCAUUUACGGUAUAGUGAUGCUUUUCAAGAAGGCCCUCGACUUUCUGCACGCAAUAAGCAGCUUGCAAGCACAAGAUGAAGUGACACAGCGGAGUCAGAAUAUGGGAAGCAAAAGAGCCAAGAUCGAGACAACGGAAUACGCUGUCAACAAGCAUUUGGCACAAAUGCUUGUAUCGAUGGUCCAAGGCGUCGAUUGGAAACCCAAUCAAACUGGACAUGCUGAGAUCCUUGAAGGCAUAGUCUUCUCGAUUUUGGAGCACACAGGACGGCUAGUGUCGGAUUCGGUAUUUGGCGAGCAUGUGGCAACGUCAGAUAACCCAGGGAACAUAACGAAAUGCCCCAGGUUGCCCGCGCAUGGAGUGCUGAGGCCGGAGUCUCGGUACAUGGUCCAAGUUCUCUAUGGAGUGCUUGGUGGGCCGGGUAGGAUUGAGCUGGUGUCCCGUAUGCUGUCGCCAGGACAGACCCAGUCUUGCGGUAUCGGCAUUGGAUCAGCAUCAUCGGAAGUUAUGCUGAGCAAAUCGAAGAAGCUUUUACAAAGUACCUUGCUGAAGAGUAUAUUGGGUGGGGCCAAGCUCGAGAGUCUCAGUUUACCGAGACUUCCACCAGGGAGCUUUGACUUGACUGUAGAGCCAGCUGGGGUCGAGAAUGGCGGGAAGGAGUGGUUGCUGGAAACUGUUUGGGGGUUGGUGGGAUGGGAUAUGGUGACAUGA